Messenger RNA from Drosophila sulfurigaster albostrigata, 996 nucleotides. RefSeq lists its product as uncharacterized. The record is from RefSeq and is a predicted model, not a curated record. The transcript has a single exon. Bases 37 to 882 code for a protein of 281 amino acids. Lineage: Eukaryota; Metazoa; Arthropoda; Insecta; Diptera; Drosophilidae.
CUGCGAAAUCAGUUGACAUUCGAUCAAGGCUUGAUAAUGUUAUAUCGUCGGUUGUGGCUGAUAGUGCUGACAUUUGAGUUCGCGACUUCGAGUCACCAUUAUCAUCGAUAUAUGCUAUCUGAUUAUAAGCCACAGCAUAGCCACAAGACGCAGAAGGAUUAUCGCCCAGUUCCUCGGUCAGUUGAUGCCCCGCUGAAAGACGUGACAAAGAGAAAUGCACUUGCGAAGCCAAUGGUAAAUCUUGCUCAUUCUAAUAAGAAAGUGCCACUAGAAACUGUAAUGGUUAGAGUUUAUGAACACCGAAAAGUGCAACUAAUAGCCUGGCCAAUAGCAGCUGCUGCACUGAUAGGAAUAAUAGUAAUAGUUACUAAAGGUGGGCCAAUAAUAUAUAAGUCACCAACAAAUGAAACCUUGGAAGUGGAUUAUGAGCAUACUGAUUGGAGGCAACCUUUGCUGAAAACGGUGUAUUUGAACAAUUCAUCGAAUCACAUGAACUCCGCAAUACAGAUCUGUAAUACUGUCUUAAGGCCCGACGAUCACGUCUCUUUGAUCGCAUUUUCGCACAGAAGUCAAACUCUGUAUUCAAAGGAAAGCAUUGUGUUGUCACCGAGUGAAUGCCGUGAAAAACUAAAUGAUCCGAGUGGUAAAAUUGUAACACCUGAGGUGAUUUGUGCACGCAACGAAAGGAGGACUAAGAAAUGCGAACCAAAUCUUGGAUUGCCACUGAUGUUUAACGAUCAACUAUGUGGGCUGCAAAUUCUUGGUCACAAUUGCCCGAAAUAUUAUGGAGUCGAUCUCUAUGCCCGCGUCCUCAAUCGAAAGGCGUACAAAAAAGCAACAUUGAAGCGAAUGGCAGCGAAGAUAGAAGAUGCAAUGCCCUGAGAUGUAAGACAUGAAUAUAAGAAUGUUAAUGCUGCAUGCUAUCAUAAAUAAAACAAGUCUAUUUCAAAUGUGCAUCAGGGAGUGAAGCGUGACUAAUGAGCCAAUAAAUUUACC